AUGGGCGAUGUAGGCACUGGAGACGGGACUCUGGUCCCUCGAAUAGCAGAUCUCCUGCGAACACCAGAAGAUCUUGAAAAGAUCCCAGCGUUGAAGCUAGAGUUCUCGAGAAAGAAGGGCGAUAUCGAUGCCAGGUUACGAGAGGGACUCGGAGAACAUCUCGAAUCAACGCAGUCUGGGAUGUCAACGCUGGCUGAAGGACAAAAGCUCGUUGGACAGAUCAAGGAUGAAAUGAAGAGCAUUGCCGACCUGUGUGAACAGGCUCAAGCUAUACGGCAGGACUUCCCCCAGAUUGAUUACCUGGCAAGGGUACAUCGCAAUUUCGAGGCGACCAAGGCCAUGCAAUCUGGUCUUGCGACUUUCAACGAUGAUGUUGCCGAGGUGGAGAGACUACUCGUGGACGACGAGAAGGAUCUGGAGAACCAACCCGGCUUACUGGAGGCGCACAUGAAGCUGACCAGGUUACGAGAUUUCCGAGACGAGGCAAUGUACCAGAUCAACAGAGCAAAGGACACAAGCCUGCAACAGACCUUGGAGGAGUGGUUCCAGGGCCUUGAGCCAGUUAUCGACUUGUUUGACGUACAUGUUGGGCAAACAUGCAUGAACUUGAUCAACCUCGUUCAGGCUGGUAACCCAGGAGUCAUUGUGAGGCUGGCAAUCGUGAUUGCCGCUGAAGAGAAGAAUGAUGAGAGAGUCAGAGCGUUAAAAGAUGCGCGAAAGGAUCAUCAAGACCUUGCCGACAAAUUCACCUCCUUCACUAUCAGCCCUAAGAUGGAAAGAGGCUACAAAGAGAAAUUCUUAAGUUGCAUAGAAGCAUAUUGCAAGGCCCAGUUCGAACAGACCAGGGACAAGUUCAUGGAGGAGCCGUCCAAACUUGAGAAACAGCUGAAGUGGUUUUUCAAUGAUCUUUUUGUAUGUCAGCAGGGUAUGCAGAACCUGUUCCCCAAGAAGUGGAAAAUAUACAAGACCUACGUCGACAUAUAUCACCGUCUCAUGCACGACUUUCUUAUCUCAUUCGUGGACUCGGAAGACCUUCGACCCCCAAAUAUGCUUGCUAUUGUGCACUAUGUAGAGGAAUACUAUAAGAAGAUGAAGAAGCUGGGAAUACCUCCGUCAGACCUUACACCACAUGUACUGGACUCGCGGGAAGGCGAUCUCGUGCGCGAAUGGCGAAAUCUGAUCACCACCACCCUCUCCGAAUGGAUGGACAGGAUGUACAAUACCGACAAGAACUCAUUUCUCAGCCGCGCUGACAAUGCUCUCGAUCAAGACGCAAACGGCCAUUUCCGCACCAAGACCCUGGGCGACAUGUGGCGCAUGCUGCGAGAGCAGACCAUGUCAGCCGGGGACUCUGAACGAGAAGACGUGGUAGAAGGCGUCGUAAGCGCAAUGUUCACAGCGCUCAAGACAAGACAGCAGCAGUGGGAGAAGCUCGUGAAUGACGAGGUCAUCAAAUUCCGCAACCCCACCCCUGAGCUGUCCGACGGACUGCAACUCCUGCAGGACUGGCUCGUAGCUAUCGCCAACGACCAGAUCAGCUGCAUCGACGACGCCGACGCCGACGCCGGAGACCCCGGCGCCCAACUCGGCUUCGUCACGCGCUUCAAGAACGAUUUCACGCCGCUGGUGUCGUCGAAAUUCAUGACCAGCGUCGCCGCGGCGGAACUCGACAGCCUCCGCGACGGCUACGUCGACCUGGCCACGCACUGCAUCCACCGCUUCGUCAGCCUGAUGUUCCUGGUCGACUUCCGCGCCACCAUGUCGGACUUCUUCGUGGCGGGCAAGUGGUACGAGCAGAUGGCCAUGAAGCGCAUCUGCUCGACCUUCGAGGACUACAUGGGCGACUACUCGGCGGCGCUGCACCCGACGCUGGUGGACAUCCUGGUGGAGGAGAUGUCGGACGCGCUGGUGGUGCAGUACCUGGGCGCGAUCCGGCGCAACAAGGGCGUCCGGUUCCGGCGGCAGGACGCGUUCGCGCCCAAGUUCCGCGACGACGUGGUGGCGGCCUUCGACUUCUUCGCGCGCUACCCGGACACGUUCGAGGUGGCGGUCAAGCCCAAGUGGAAGCCGGUCGACUUCACCGUGCGCCUGCUCGAGGCGGACAAGGCCAGCGUGCCGGCCGUGUACGAGCAGUUCAAGAGCGAGUUCUGGGACCUGCAGCUCAGCUGGGUCGAGGCCGUGCUGAAGACGCGCGACGAGUGGGAUCGCGCCAUGAUCAGCGCGGUCAAGGCCAAGGCCGCCGCGGUCUACGUGGAGAGGGGCAUGGAGACGAUCAUGGGCAAGGUCAAAUGA
Molecule: messenger RNA, 2292 nt
Organism: Endocarpon pusillum Z07020
Lineage: Eukaryota; Fungi; Ascomycota; Eurotiomycetes; Verrucariales; Verrucariaceae
Exons: 1
Coding region: 1-2292 (763 amino acids)
Biological process (GO): exocyst localization; exocytosis
Cellular component (GO): exocyst
Molecular function (GO): SNARE binding
Source: RefSeq, a predicted model, not a curated record